AUGGCCACAGCCAAAGCUAAGCCGAGAAAGAAGUUGCGCAUCCUUCUCAUGCCCUUCUUUGCUACCAGCCACAUCGGCCCCUUCACGGACCUCGCCUUCCACCUCGUCGCGGCCAGGCCUCACGACGUCGAGGCCGCCGUUGCAGUCACUCCGGCAAACGCCUUGGUCGUCGAGUCAGCUCUCGCCCGGGGUGGCGCCAGUCAUCAGGCCACGGUCAAGGUGGCCACCUACCCGUUCCCAUCCGUGGACGGCCUUCCACCGGGAGUGGAGAACCACUCCACGGUCAAGGCCACCGACGCCUGGCGCAUCGAUUCCGUCGCCAUGGAUGAGAAGCUGAUGCGGCCAGGGCAAGAGAGUCUCAUCAGGGAGCACUCGCCGGACCUCGUCAUCACCGACAUACACUUCUGGUGGAACGUCGAUGUCGCCACUGACAUCGGCGUGCCAUGCGUCACGUUCCACGCCAUCGGGACCUUCCCAACGCUGGCCAUGUUUAACUUGUCUGCUGCCGGUGCCAUCGACGCCGGCGGCGGCGUGGUGACUCUUCCGGGGUUUCCACCGCCAGAAAUUCAGGUCCCAACCACCGAGCUACCCGAGAUGCUUAGGAGGCAACAAAUGACCGAUGGUCGUGCCACAGGCAACCCAGUAAGCUCAGCGCACAAGCGAUGCUUCGGACUUGUUGUUAACACGUUCUUUGAUUUGGAGCACAGGCACUGUGAGAUGUUCGUAGGCAAUGGUUACGUGAAGCGAGCCUACUUUGUCGGGCCCCUGUCAUUGCCGUCACAGCAGGUGGCAACCAGCGCCUACGACUCACGGUGCAUCGACUGGCUGGACAAGAAGCCAUCCAAGUCUGUGGUGUACUUAUGCUUUGGGAGCUUGACUCACGUCUCAGAGGACCAGCUCCGUGAGCUUGCUCUUGGGUUAGAGGCCUCUGAGAAGCAAUUCCUGUGGGUGAUAAGAUCGGAGACAUGGGUGCCACCAGAAGGGUGGAAGGAGACUGUGAUACUGGCGCACCCUGCGGUGGGUGUGUUCGUGACGCAUUGCGGGUGGAAUUCGGUCCUGGAAACGGUGGUGGCUGGCGUGCCGGUGCUGACAUGGCCUAUGGUGUUCGAGCAAUUCAUCACAGAGAGGCUCGUGACGAAAGUGCUGGCAAUCGGAGAGCGGCUGUGGCCAGAGGGUGCCGGGGUGAGAAGCACGAGGUCUGAAGAGCAUGAGCUGGUCCCUGCUGAGGCAGUGGCACGAGCGCUGUCCAUGUUUAUGGAGCCCGGAGGGGCUGGGGAUGCAGCGAGGAGUAGAGUCAAGGAGCUCUCAGCGAAGGCUCGUGCAGCCAUGGCGGAACGCGGCUCUUCCCACCGUGAUCUGCGCCGCAUGAUUGAUGAUCUCAUGGAAGCAGGAACGGCUGUUGCAGGGCCAGUUCUUUCCAUUUGA
Messenger RNA from Miscanthus lutarioriparius, 1425 nucleotides. The record is from the annotation of a GenBank genome assembly. NCBI's taxonomy places the organism in Eukaryota, Viridiplantae, Streptophyta, Magnoliopsida, Poales, Poaceae.